CAGAUCUAAGCCGGGAAGCAUGUCGUUGCAUUAUCCUCAAGGAUAUCGGUAUCGCCCGGCUGCUAAGGCUGCCGGGGCAGGAAACGGUGAGCAAGGUUCCGACAGUGACGUUGCUGAACUCAGUGAUCUCGAGGAUGACGAGGAUGAAGAUGGGGGCGACAAGUUGACUAAUAGACGUGUUAUUCAACAAGACGAAGAGGAGGAGGAGGAGGAGGAGGAGGAGGAGGAGGAAGAGGAGGAGGAGGAGGAGGAUGACGAUGACGAAGAGGACGACGAGGACGAUAACGAAGAUGACGACGGAGCGGACGACGUUGAUGGCGACGAUCUACCCUAUCCUGGUUUCGUGCCGGUUGCUUUGCGAUACCUCGACCAGAAUACACGACCGCGCAACUGGUGUCUGGCGCUCAUCACUAAUCCGUGGUUUGAAAGAGUUAGCAUGAUGGUAAUUCUUUUAAACUGCAUUACCCUGGGGAUGUAUCAACCAUGCGUCGACGACCAAUGCGUAACGAAUCGCUGUAAAAUAUUACAAAUGUUCGACGACAUUAUUUUCGCCUUUUUCGCCUUGGAGAUGACAAUCAAAAUGGUCGCGAUGGGCAUAUACGGCAAGGGAACCUACCUCGCAGACUCCUGGAACAGGUUGGACUUCUUUAUAGUGGCGGCUGGUGCUCUGGAAUACUGUUUGAACGUGGAAAACAUGAAUUUAUCGGCGAUAAGGACAAUAAGAGUCCUGAGACCUCUACGUGCCAUCAAUAGAAUUCCAAGUAUGCGGAUACUGGUGAUGCUUUUACUCGACACUCUUCCUAUGCUGGGUAACGUGCUGCUGCUCUGCUUCUUCGUUUUCUUUAUCUUCGGUAUCGUCGGCGUUCAACUAUGGGAGGGUAUACUGCGUCAACGGUGUUUCCUGAAGGCUCUACCCAACGUGAAAUAUCCUGACGACCUUGAGAAGUACUUUGAAUAUCAGGGUCAGGACUACAUUUGCUCGCGUCCCGACGACAACGGAAUGCACUCUUGCAGUAACUUACCGCCGCUCAAGUUCGGGAACGUGAUUUGCAAUAGCACCGCGUUGCCGAACAAUAAUGCAACGUUUAUCACCAACGACACCUGUGUUAAUUGGAAUUACUACUACACGGAGUGCAAGGGUCAGGGUAACAAUCCUUUCCAAGGGACUAUAUCGUUCGAUAAUAUCGGUCUUGCCUGGGUCGCAAUAUUUCUCGUGAUCAGUCUUGAAGGAUGGACGGACAUAAUGUAUUACGUGCAGGAUGCUCAUUCUUUUUGGGAUUGGAUAUACUUCGUCCUUUUAAUUGUGAUUGGUUCCUUCUUCAUGAUUAAUCUCUGCUUAGUCGUAAUAGCAACGCAAUUCUCCGAGACGAAAAAACGGGAAAUGGAAAGAAUGCGACUGGAGCGUGCACGUUUUCAUUCCACAUCAACCCUUGCAUCGUCGACGAAUACUUCAGAGCCAACUACAUGUUACGCAGAAAUUGUUAAAUAUAUUGCACACCUGUGGCGAAGGGGAAAGAGAAGAUUAAUGAAGAGGUACCGAGUGUAUUUAUACAAAAGGCAGCAGAAACGUGAGCAGAAUUUACUUAAGGAACAACAACAGUACGGACACCCAUUUCGUGGUGGUAUACCCGGUCCUGAUCCGAAUAGAUUAUCUGGAGAUAGGAAGCUUCAUCACGGUAGGUGUCCUCGAUUGUUGGAGCAACAACAGCAACAGCAGGGGAUCGGUAGCGGUGGAGGUUCGCUUACCGAUUUUGGGGCGAACAGUCCUCCGACGCAGGCCGCGAUUCUUGCUACUGCCAUUAGCCAUAACGGCGGGAGCAAUGGGAAUUUAGCGAUUGCACCUCGUGCCAGCCCUGAAAUCUCCGAGGCGGACGUGUCCUCGAACAUGUGCCAACGUCUGGGCCUUCAUCGGACAUCAUCGGUCUCCUGCAACGGAAGUGAUAAUGUUCUCUCGAACGCGACUGAAGCAAGCAUUCAGACGAACAAUGCGCUGCUAAGUCCACCUUGCACGCACUAUCGUAGAAGGAGCAGCGUGAUGUUCAGCGACGUGGUGUUGCUUCACGGUAGCAACAACGUCGGGAACGCGUUGCAAACCACCUCGACGGUGUUGCCCGGCGAGCGGAACGUGUGCUCGAGCGAAAAAAUGACACAGACCGGUGACGGGAAUGUUUGGUCGAGUCCACUGCCAGACCACACACAGAUGCAGGCUGAAUUGGGUGGAAACGAAGCUAUGACUUGUCAAGAAUUACUGGCGCUUAGCGGAGCUUUAAGCGCCGCAUUACCAACAGGCCAGCUGGCAUUGGAUUCCUUCCUCAACUCGCUUACCAAAGGAAUAACCGAUCGACAUAUUUCACUGGAGGAUCGUACACAGUGGUUAGCAUCGGAUAUUGAUAAUUGUUCCUGUUGUUGUGAACUCCAAGGCGUUGAUCAAUGGCCAGACGACGGUGAUAAAUGGACAAAAACUUCGCGAGCGAGAAAGUUCCUGAGAACUUGCGGAAACCGUUGUGUUUGCGCGGUACGCUGCAUAAGACGGUCGAUUAAGAAGCUGGUCGAGCACAAAUACUUUCAACAGGGUAUUUUAUUCGCGAUUUUAAUCAAUACUUUGAGCAUGGGGAUCGAGUAUCAUAAUCAGCCAGAGCAAUUGACCAUAGUGGUUGAGAUAAGCAAUAUUGUAUUUUCGGCCGUCUUUGCUGUGGAAAUGUUACUCAAGAUAAUCGCAGAAGGCCCAUUUGGAUACAUAAGCAACGGAUUCAACGUUUUCGACGGAGUUGUUGUCGUACUCAGCGUCGUGGAGAUUUGUCAAGCGUUUGUGGAGGAGAGAAGCGGUAGUUCUGGAUUGAGCGUGUUGAGAACGUUCCGGCUACUGAGAAUCCUGAAGCUCGUGCGUUUCCUACCGAAUCUCCGGCGGCAGUUAUUCGUGAUGUUGCGCACCAUGGAUAACGUUGCCGUAUUCUUUUCCCUUUUAGUACUUUUCAUCUUUAUAUUCAGCAUCCUAGGGAUGUACCUGUUCGGGGGUAAGUUUUGCAUGUGGGCGGAUCGGAGUCGGCCCUGCACCUGUGCUGAGGUGGUCUCGCGGCACCCAAUGUGUCGCUGUGAUCGCAAACAUUUCAACGACAUCGUCUGGGCACUUGUCACAGUCUUUCAGAUCUUGACACAGGAAGACUGGAACGUGGUGUUGUUCAACGGUAUGCAGAAAACGUCCCACUGGGCGGCACUUUACUUCGUCGCGUUGAUGACUUUCGGAAACUAUGUACUUUUCAAUCUGCUGGUUGCCAUACUUGUCGAGGGAUUCUCUUCGGAGAGAAAUGAAAGAAGGGAGCGAGAACAAAGAGAAAUGGCCAGACUUGCUGCGAAAGAAGCUGGAAUGGAUAGCGACGAUGGAUCAUCCAGAAUAUCGAGAUCUCAUUCGUUCACCGAUAGUGAUACUUACACUCAGGAUCGAAAGAAUUCGUGGCAGAGUGCCGAGGAUUUGCGCAAGUACAAAGACAACAACAGCAGGGAGAAGCAGAACACUAUGUGGAAGCAUCAGAUAGAUGAGCCGAAGUGUAACAUUCAGAAGGAAAAUAAAAUGAUGGGUGCAGCGGGACAACCACCGAUAAUUACCCAUACAGCAGCUACUCCUCAAGACUCGCCUAACACAACUCUCGACGUGGGCUACAGAGAUCUAAAUUACAGAGCUGUUUAUCCGACUGCGGCACUGUCGAUUGAAUCUAUCGAUCGUUCAGGUAGCCAGUCUAGUAUCCCUUCUGGCCUGUUGAAAUUACCAGAUGUUUCGAACAAAAUACCAACUAAAAACCUCAUUGCCGGACAAUUUCCACGACGAAUCAGCCUUGUCGCUGCUGUUGUUAGUCCCUCAGCGAGAGAAUCGUCUAAUUCGAGUCCACCAAGAAUACAAAGAGGUUACUCGUGGAAAUUAUCGCGACCAUCUCUGAGGAGAAAACGCUGGUCUCAGACAGAUGAUGAAUCACUAGGCAGAGCCACUGUGUUAAACAAUGGUCGAAGCACUCUACUUGGUUUCAAUUCAACCUUCAACGGUGGAUACUUACAUGGUUCGAUAAGAAACGACACGCAAUGUGACACGCCGAAUAAUCGAACGACCGUCCUAACAAGCAAUAAUUGUAGCCUCAGCCCUAAUAAUUCCAUCGGAAGUCGUAGCUCUUCCAUACGUCGUUACACAGCAACACCUAAUCAAAUGCGAUGGAUUAGCGAUCUUUCGCGGAGGAACUCGUUACGUGGAAACGAAAGUAUUCAGUCACCGACGAGGAAAACUUUACCUCUAGACGAGGUGCCUAUGCAAUGCUCUACGGCUCGUACAAUCAACAAUUUGUCAAUGGAGGCUGGUCCACUGCCCAGAAUUAAACAACUUCCCGAUCAAGACGACGACAAUCCUCGUACAGACGAACAGACGCCAUCCUUGAAUGGUCACGGAAGUGCGAGCAGUAUCGAGAGAAUUAAAAAGAUCUUCAUGUUUUUUGAACCUAAAGGUUGCCUUAAAGAACGUGAUGAUUAUUCGCUUUACAUUUUUCCACCAAAUAACAGAUUUCGCGUUCUCUGUCGAUGGUUAGUCGAUCAGAAAUGGUUCGAUAACAUGGUUCUUUUUUUCAUCGGUCUGAAUUGUAUUACACUGGCAAUGGAACGGCCAAAUAUUCCGCCAGAUAGCGGUGAAAGACUUUUUUUAUCAACUGCUAACUACAUUUUUACUGGAGUGUUUGCCAUUGAGAUGUUCAUUAAGGUUGUUGCAUCUGGUAUGCUGUACGGCUCCGACGCUUAUUUUACUUCAGGUUGGAACAUUAUGGACGGAGUUCUUGUGAUUAUUUCUAUAAUUGACUUAUCAAUGUCUGUACUAUCGUCGAGUAGUCCGAGGAUAUUUGGAAUAUUGAGGGUUUUUAGACUUUUAAGGUCACUAAGACCGUUACGGGUGAUUAAUCGAGCUCCUGGUUUGAAGUUGGUUGUUCAGACAUUGUUAUCCUCUUUACGACCUAUUGGCAACAUCGUUUUGAUAUGCUGUACUUUUUUCGUAAUCUUCGGUAUCUUGGGCGUGCAGCUCUUCAAAGGUGCCUUUUACUAUUGCGAGGGGCCUGAUAUAAAAAAUGUUCGCAAUAAGACGGACUGCCUGGCCGAUAAACGGAACGUUUGGCUGAACAGAAAGUAUAAUUUUGAUGAUCUUGGAAAAGCACUGAUGUCACUGUUCGUACUCUCCUCGAGGGAUGGAUGGGUGAACAUUAUGUACACUGGACUUGAUGCUGUCGGUGUCGAUCAACAGCCAAUUGAGAAUUAUUCAGAAUGGCGACUGUUGUACUUUAUAGCAUUCAUCCUGCUUGUGGGAUUUUUCGUCCUUAACAUGUUCGUAGGCGUCGUGGUGGAAAAUUUUCACAGAUGUCGCGAGGAACAGGAGAAAGAGGAACGUGUAAGGAGAGCGGCUAAGCGAGCCUUGCAAAUGGAAAAGAAACGGCGAAAAAUGCACGAGCCACCCUACUAUACGAAUUAUUCAAAAUCCAGGCUGUUUGUUCAUAAUGUCGUGACAUCCAAGUAUUUCGAUUUAGCAAUUGCUGCGGUAAUCGGCCUGAACGUUGUUACUAUGGCAAUGGAGUUCUAUAUGAUGCCAAAGGCUUUGACUUACGCUCUAAAAAUAUUUAAUUACUUCUUUACCGCAGUCUUCAUCCUUGAAUCUUUCAUGAAGCUUCUUGCCUUGGGUUUACACCUUUAUCUUAAGGACAAAUGGAACCAGUUAGAUGUAGGAAUCGUGAUAUUAUCGGUGGUCGGUAUAGUUCUCGAGGAAGUUGAAUCAAAAAUCAUUCCAAUCAAUCCCACUAUCAUUCGGGUGAUGCGAGUUUUACGAAUUGCUAGAGUUCUGAAGUUGCUGAAAAUGGCAAAAGGAAUACGAGCCCUUUUAGACACGGUAAUGCAGGCGUUACCACAAGUCGGAAAUUUAGGACUUCUAUUUUUUCUGCUUUUCUUCAUCUUCGCAGCUCUUGGUGUAGAACUGUUUGGUCGUUUAGAAUGUAACGACGAUAUGCCCUGUCAAGGUCUCGGCGAGCAUGCUCAUUUCAGUAAUUUCGGUAUGGCGUUUCUCACACUUUUUCGAGUGGCCACCGGUGAUAAUUGGAACGGUAUAAUGAAGGACACUCUAAGGGACGACUGUGACGAAGCAGCGGACUGCGUGAAGAAUUGCUGCGUGAGCACUAUCAUAGCCCCCAUAUUUUUUGUAAUUUUCGUGUUGAUGGCACAAUUUGUUCUUGUGAACGUUGUCGUUGCCGUGCUCAUGAAACACCUCGAAGAGAGUCACAAACAGAUGGAAGACGAACUUGACAUGGAAACACAGCUGGAAAGGGAAUUGGCCGCGGAGCAAGAAGAACUGUUGGAUGUAGAAGAGGAAGAAGAAGACGAGGAAACGGAGAAACGAGAAGGAGGAGGUGACGGUGUUAUAGAGGAGGACGACGACGUCAGAGAACGCGAGUCUAUUCUAGUUACGAACGAGAAGGUUCCUCCUAGCAGACCUGGUCUUGCUAAAGUUCGUUCUUUGCCUGCGAAUUUUAUUUAUAAUCCACCACGGGAGAGAAGUGCAGACGAUGGAACAAUAGUUACAGACGGCACAUUAUCGCGGCGCAGUUCGUAUCAUCGUUCCAGUUCAAGACCGUCCAAGUUUAAAUCGAAACGUCGACAAACGUUUCACUCGGGACAUCAUCAGAGGAGAUCCCUACUGCCGAUGCAUUUCGAAGUUGCCGAAGUUUUCGAGAAGCCUAUGAGCAAUCUAAGUGUGCCUCGAAUUAUUCCUCAACGCAGCUACGGUGCAGCAAGGCAAGAUACCACACACGCGCAGCGUCAAAGGUUACAGGCAACCAGCGAUGGGCAAGAAAACAAGUCCCUGUUGAGCGUCAGCAAGCUUCCAGCAAAUUCUUCCCCGGUGACACAAGCCAGUUCAGUAACCACUCUAACCUGUCCCAAAUUAAGCAGCGAACGUUAUCUUCUGCCAACAGCCAAUAUUUACCCGUCCAAAGCAACGUUGAGUGGCAGGGCAUCGGGCGACAUGCAUUCGCAAUCUGACACGAACGUGAGCGUCAGGAGUGCAAGUAACGCCUCGAAAACAACCAGCGUGAUGAACGGUUAUGCUAAGAACGGCGCGAACAACACCGGCAAGCCUGACGAUACGAAAGUGAAAAACGAGAGACGGGUAUCGGCUCCACCGACAGACGAUCUCGACGUGCAGUCUAUCAUUAACGAAAGGAGACCGUCCAAAUUGAAGAGCGGAAGUUCGACGGGGAUGUCGAACAGCGAUCAGUACGGUUCGUCGAUUCGGACCGGAAGCUACGGCCACAUCUACGUGGCCGAGGAGAGAUCUGAGGAAGUGUCACCGAUGUCGGCCGGUAACAUGAGCGAUAGCAUAAUUGGGAGCACGAGUAUCAGCGGGAGUGGAAGCAGUAGCGCAAGUGGCAACGGUAGCAGAAGUGGAUGUGCCAUUGUACACAUACCAGAAGCAGUUUGCUCUACUAUCGGCUCCGACGUACGAAUAUACGUGGACGACACUGAUUCGACGAGUAGCAACAGCCAUAAUAAAAGAAAGGUAAACGACGAGACACCGGAUGCUUCGACGACCGUUUCUUCGGUUACCGCAGUCCGUGAGGGAAGCUACAAGACGGAAGAAAUUGAAGAUAGAUCGGAGAGAUUCGACAGACCGUCCUCUGGUGGACCCUCAGAUCCCUCUUAA
Molecule: messenger RNA, 7705 nt
Organism: Habropoda laboriosa
Lineage: Eukaryota; Metazoa; Arthropoda; Insecta; Hymenoptera; Apidae
Gene: Ca-alpha1T
Product: voltage-dependent T-type calcium channel subunit alpha-1G
Exons: 35
Coding region: 20-7705 (2561 amino acids)
Biological process (GO): membrane depolarization during action potential; calcium ion transmembrane transport; sodium ion transmembrane transport
Cellular component (GO): plasma membrane; voltage-gated calcium channel complex; voltage-gated sodium channel complex
Molecular function (GO): voltage-gated sodium channel activity; low voltage-gated calcium channel activity
Source: RefSeq, a predicted model, not a curated record